UACGUAAAUUUGAAAGAAUUUUUUAACGAGCCAAUCCGUGAUUAAAAUGUUCGUGCAAAUGUUGUUUCGAGUCAAAGUUACGAAAACGUUUGAAAAUAGAGAACAAUCAGAACGUGACCGACCAUCGUAGAGGUUACAUUGCCGGUAGCUCUUUCCCAUUUAUUUCCGUAAUGUUGGAAGGUGUCAAGCAUGUUUUGCUAGUGCUAUCCGGCAAAGGUGGUGUUGGAAAAUCAACCAUCAGUACGCAAUUAGCACUCGCGCUCAAGGAGUCCGGAUUUCGUGUUGGUUUAUUGGACGUCGAUCUAUGCGGACCCAGUGUGCCUUACCUGUUAAAUUUAGAAGGCAAAGAUGUUCAUCAAUCUUCGGAUGGAUGGGUGCCGGUGUUUGCGGACAAGGAACAAAAAUUAGCUGUUAUGUCGAUAGGGUUUUUAUUAAAGAAUCAAGAUGACAGCGUUGUUUGGAGGGGUCCGAAGAAAACCGGCAUGAUUAAACAAUUUUUAACCGAUGUUGUUUGGCAAAAUAUUGAUUAUUUGAUCAUCGAUACACCACCGGGAACCUCGGACGAGCAUAUCACAGUGAUGGAAAAUUUAAAGAAUGUUAAAUGCGAUGGUGCACUUAUAGUAACCACUCCGCAAGCAGUCGCGGUAGACGAUGUUUUGAGAGAAAUAACAUUUUGUAGAAAAACUGGUAUUCAUAUAUUUGGUAUUAUCGAGAAUAUGAGUGGUUUUGUCUGUCCGUCAUGCUCGGAAUGUACAAAUAUUUUUUCCGCCGGCGGAGGAAUAGCUCUUUCGAAAAUGGUGAACGUACCGUUCCUCGCUAAAGUGCCCAUAGACCCGCAAGUCGGUAAAUUAGCGGAAACCGGGCAGAGUGUUUUAGUAAUGCUACCGGACAGUCAGGUAGCGCAGGUAUUUCGGAAACUAGUCGAAGAACUUACGAAAAGCAAGGAAGCAUGAAAGCGGUGUAAAUUAAUUACAACUGGAACCGAUAUGCGCAACAAAAAAUAUGCAUUUCCAUUUUUAAAAAUUAUAUAUAUAUAUAUAUAUAUACAUCUCUUUAAGAUGUAGUAAUUCACGGGAUCGCAAAGGGG
Molecule: messenger RNA, 1087 nt
Organism: Colletes gigas
Lineage: Eukaryota; Metazoa; Arthropoda; Insecta; Hymenoptera; Colletidae
Gene: Nubp2
Product: cytosolic Fe-S cluster assembly factor NUBP2 homolog
Exons: 6
Coding region: 171-953 (260 amino acids)
Biological process (GO): iron-sulfur cluster assembly
Cellular component (GO): cytosol
Molecular function (GO): ATP binding; 4 iron, 4 sulfur cluster binding; ATP-dependent FeS chaperone activity
Source: RefSeq, a predicted model, not a curated record